UAUGUCAGCAGCUCUUUGUAAAAUUAUUAUGGAAGCCCCGAGUAUGAGUCGCGUUUUCGCGGUUGUCGUUGGAACAGGUGUUCAUUAGCCUUCACUUCCGCGUUCUCCCUCCUGCGCCGUCGAUGAACUGUUCGUAGUAAUAGGGAUAGUGCUCGGAAGUCGUCUUAAUCAUGGAGAUUCUAAAUCCUCGCAUGAGCCGCAUCUCGCGGAAAAGGAACUUUCAUUUGUCAGUGCAGCAGGCUGGUCUGGAAAAGCUUUUUCCCGCUCCAGUAUCAAUGUUUGAAGAUCCUCCAUCAGACAUCAUAUCAUUGCAAUGCUUGGAUGAGCUUGCAAUCGAGAGGCUCCAAUUGCUUCGAUCGGUUGAACGUGCAGGGACCAUGCCUGAUUGGGAGAAAAGUAUCGUAGCAGAAAUAUCCAAAGUGGAAAAUUUACGCCCAUAUUUGAAGCUGGAAUCAUCGAACACGCCGGAAGCCAUGGAAGCAGCUCUAGAAGCUAGAAAGCGAGACUAUUUGUCGCAUUUUGUCCUAAGAUUAGCGUAUUGUCGUUCUGAAACAUUACGCAGGUGGUUCGUUACUCAAGAGGCGGAUUUGUUCCGUUACCGCCUCACCAGGAUUUCAGCGGAUGAAAAGAAAGCCUUCAUACGCCGUUGUGGACUCAAAUUUUCCGAAUCGGUAGCCGAAAAGAUGACGAGUGGAAGGCUUUUUCACGUGACAGUAGCAGAAAAGAAGGAAAGGCUGCAGUGUCUCGCUGAAGGUACUAGUGCGCUCUACGGAUCAGGAAACUUGUACUCGACAGUGGAGAAAACCGUGUUUUACAAGGUUCCGUUUUACGAGGCGUUAGAACUGGUUCGUUCCCGAAAAGCUUACCUAGAAGGUGGAAUGGCUUAUGUUGCGGAUCAAGACUUGAAUUCCAUUAUACUGCAGACAUUCAAAUCGCGUCUCAAUCGAGCCCUUGCGCUGUUGAGUCACAUGUUGCCGACUUUGGAAAAGGACGAAAGACUGAAACCAUUGGUUUGCAAUUUCCACAAUUCUUACAUCGGCCCCGAAUACGAAAGAGGUCGUCAAGGAAGUGGAAGGAUCUCACUGGAAAAUUUGCACGUGGUUGCCGAAGAAUCAUUCCCCUUGUGCAUGAAGCAUCUGUAUGACAUUCUGAAAACGCAACAUCAUCUGAAACACUUUUCCCGCAUCCAGCUCAAUCUUUUCUUCAAAGGAAUCGGAUUAUCCCUUGAAGAUUCCCUGCAGUUGUUCCGAACGGAAUUCGCCAAGGGGAAAACAGAGCCGGAGAAGUUUGAGAAGAAGUACGCGUAUUCGUUCCGUCACGGCUACGGUAAAGAAGGAAAACGUGCAGAUUAUCGGCCUUUCAGCUGCAUGAAGAUAAUUCAGCAGCAUCCCGGGGCCCAGGAAACCCAUGGGUGCCCAUUCGCCCAUUUUGAUGUGACAUCGCUGCGUGCGAAGCUCAAGGCUUUGAAAAUUUCCGAACCUGCCAUUCAAGAUGUUUUGGACACGAAGAGGGAAAAUCACCACCAGAUUGCGUGCGGUAAAGUAUUCCAGUAUACUCACAAUCUCCCGAGCAACUCGGUGGGGAUCAAUCAUCCGAAUCAAUACUUUGAAGCUAGCCAAGAAGUCAGACACGGAAAGCAGGAUCAGUUUGGAAUCGUCAGUGCAGCAGCAGUGAAAGAAGUGAAAGAGGAGUCCAGUGUUUCGAUUCAAGAUGACUGGAACUCCGAGAUGGAGUUUGAUGAAUCAGCCCUGAAGGAACUAGGUGUUUGAAAUUCGAACAGCGGUUUAUGUGUAGUUUAAUUUUUGAAUGUUUUCACUUUGAUAUGUACGUUUUUGAUUCUUGUUUCUUUUCAUUUCCAUCAUUCGACGUCCUUCGUUUUGCACGAAUUCUUUUUUCUUUUUUUUUUUCGUUUUAAAAAUUCGAAUUCCAUCUUCAGUUUUAUUAUUUCGUGUAAGUUUGAGUCGACAGAUCGGAUGUGUAAUUAGUUAUAUAUCCGUGGAAUUGGUUUUGUGGUCCUCGUUUUUAUUUCAGGUUGAAUAUCGUAUCGGCGAGAGAUUGUGAAAGGGUCUGUGUGUGUGUGUGUGUAUUUGAUGAGAGCGUGCGGUUGAAUUUUGUGUGGAGUUCUAUUUUGCCGAAUUGGAAAUGUUCUGAAAGUGAAGCUGUGGCUGAUUCGUUCCUUCUGGUGCUUGAAAUCCUUCGAGGUCGUUGUCAAUCGUCAUGCCGAUUCAACGUGGAGGAAAGAUGACCGACAGUCUGUACUCUGCCGAAGACGCAUCUCCAAGCAUGGCUGUGCUCAAUGAUCCAUUAUGCAUUUUCCUGGUUAAAGACGGUAGCAAAGGGGAUAAGCUCAUGUUUCGUUAUCCAGUGCCAGUGAGAGAAAGCGGAGACGUGGGAUCACACAAGAGCACGCAGAAAAACGUUUACUCUGUCAAUCCCACCGAGGAUGUGUAUCAAAACAAACCCUUGGUUUCGUCGAGCAUUGAGAACUCGACGAUACGUGGAUUCGACGAUAAGGUCUUGUCAAAUCUUUUCUCUGCGAAGAAAGCUCUUUGGGGUGAGCGGCUGGAAGUGAAGAUCAAUGACGUGCGAUUUAUCAGUCAUCCAACGACGUUGGUCCUUACCAAAGAGGAACAAAUGUACCGAGCACCUGGGGGUUCCUCGUCAUUUAGUUUGUUCAACGUCGUGAUUGCAUUGAGGGCCAAGGCGUCGCAUUGGGUUGUCGAAAAUUACCACGAGUUGUGUCGUCGGCUGAGCGUCGCACUGAAGCACGAGGAAUUGCGCUGUGGUUAUUUAUCCCGGGAAAUGAAAAUCAUGCAAGAAAUUGACGACCAGUAUGCGACUGAAGCGGAAAAGAAUCCCGACGUCGUACAUUCGGUGCAUGCGAAAAUUCUAGAGAAUAGCCAACUGGCCCGCGAAUUGCGCGACAUCUUUGCGAGCUUGUGCGAAUCUGGCGUGGUUUUGCAGCGAGUGAAUUCUUGGAUUGACGUCAGCUUCUGUCUUCCACAAAAAGUGCACUAUUUACAAAACGGUUGCUUGAUCAUCGAGCCCGGGGAAGUUGUGGAGUGCUUGGAAAGCAUUUCCUCCUACCACGGGUUCCUGCUGCUGAGCAAACAUCUUCCGGAAACCUGGCGGCACAAGGAGGACAUGAGUGAAGGCUCUGAUGACGGGUCCAGCGAAAAGUUUCCGUACUCUUAUUCGAGUCGAGAGCACAGUGAGCGAUUGUUGGGUGACGAGUUGCCCCUGGGGGCGUCGCCGGUGUUGCACAAAAUCCUCGAGGUUCUCACGCCCUUCAAGUCCAUGGCCCAAAUAGCCGCAGACGCGGAUGUCGCCUUGAACACUAUAUUCAGGGUUUGUUGUCAAAUGGUCUAUUGGGGAAAGGCUUUGAUUAUCUACCCGGUGUGCGAGUCAAAUGUUUACAUUCUCACGCCGGACGCUCCAGUGCACAAGGCUGCAUUGCAAGAGGAAUUUGCGAAAACGUUCCCGGGUGUGACUUUUGCGGAAGCAGCUGCGGAAUUCUCGUUUCCGACGUCUUUGAGUCAGAAACAGAGUCCCCUCAUUUGUUCGGAACAGAAGGACGAUGUGGACAUCGUUGUUUGGCUGCUGCAAAAACGGCUUUUGAUGCAGUUGCAUAUUUACCUGUAUUUUCUGCCGUCGGGACGACCGAGGAAACCCCGUGCGUCGAGUGUUCGAAGAAGUUCUUAUGUGAUGAGCACUCGCAGUCGACAAUCGACUCCAGAUGGGGAAUUAUGGCUUUACGCUGGUGAUGAUAUUCCGGAAGAUUUCGACGAGGAAGAAGAGUGUGAGGAGGAAGACGAAGUGAAGCGACAGAAGUCGAAAGAAGCUCUGGAAAGCCUUCGAAUGUUGUUACCUGAGCUCAGAGGAUGGGAGAUGCGAGCGAUUUUAAAGUGCCCUGCGUCUCUCGAACCUGCAGACCUGAAACUCUUUGCCAGACUGUUCCCGUAUUUCAACGGCAUGCACCACUUGGAAGAUAUCAUGUACAAGGCGAAUGUACAACGUUCUCUUCUCAUUGAACUCACUGAAAAGUUUCAAAACGUUUUGCUAACGUGUCAAAAUGAAGAUCCCCGUUUGAGUGCUUUUUAUAAACACGAGCACGCUUCGUCGCGAGUGAUUGCCCCGAGUUCUUGAAAAGUGGGGAUCACCUUUCGAGUUAUUCUCCAUCUUGGAGAAAUGCGGUGAUUUUAAAUUAUAUCUUCCGUUUUAUUUUUAUUUUUUCGUGGCAACUUGGUUUUUAGACCGAGGAGAUCAAGUCUGAUAAAAGAGAUUUUUUUAA
Molecule: messenger RNA, 4291 nt
Organism: Notodromas monacha
Lineage: Eukaryota; Metazoa; Arthropoda; Ostracoda; Podocopida; Cyprididae
Source: the annotation of a GenBank genome assembly